Messenger RNA from Cyclopterus lumpus (lumpfish), 1830 nucleotides. Its product is annotated as E3 ubiquitin-protein ligase RNF19A-like. The transcript is spliced from 4 exons. The record is from RefSeq and is a predicted model, not a curated record. NCBI's taxonomy places the organism in Eukaryota, Metazoa, Chordata, Actinopteri, Perciformes, Cyclopteridae. Bases 153 to 974 code for a protein of 273 amino acids.
GAACACCUCACUGCCUCACUGGGCUCCAGCGGAAUCCUCCUGCAGUCAGACGCGGAUGAGUAUCGUUUCAUGCGGGGCUUCUGCGCUUCCGGUUGGGCAACACAUUGAAAGGAAAGUCGUGAAAGGAAAGUUCGAGAGAGAGGAGAAUCAAAAUGAGCAUUCGGGGACAGGAACAGGCGGAGAAGAAGUACAACCCGCAUGACACCACCCUGAAGUUUGUCGACAGGAGGGAUGAACUAGAUCCAAUGUGUGACGAUGAUGAAGACGGUCUCAGAGCAGAGAUGUCCUGCGGCCACGCCGUCACUCCUGACUCUCUCACAAGUUGGUGUCGUAGCCAGCUGGAUGAGGGUCACUACAAAUUCAGAUGCCCUGCCCUGGUAGAGGGGAACAAACUGUGCAACAAACUGUGGUCGUACCGAGAGGUGCGCAGGCUGGCGGAUUUGUCUGUCGAGGAAAUGCAGCACUUUGAAGAUACGAUGGCUCGUCUGGCUGCUGCAGAAUUCUGCGAAGUUCAGACAUGCCCGCAGUGUAAAACGAGUGUGGAGAGGAAGGAUCUCUCCAGCCUGCGCGUCCGCUGCACCGUGUGCACAGCCGAUCGGAAGGAGGCCUACGACUUCUGCUGGCAGUGCCAGAGGAAGUGGAAAGGUCCGGUCCCUCGAACCGACGGCUGCGGCAACGACGGCUGCAUCGACAGGGACCUGCAGCUUCUGCAGACGUGUAAGACCAUCGGCCUGCCCGCGGUGAAGGGGGUCACCCACUGCCCCUCUGUCCGAGUCUGUCCGACGUGCGGCAUGAAGGUGGAGCACAGCCAGCAGCACUGCAAAAAUAUCAACUGCCCUCGCUGCCACGUGGAGUUUUGUUUCGUCUGCCUGAAGCUAAAGCGAGAAUGCCGUAAGACGAGUUCACCGUACAGCAUCUGUCCUGGUGGUGUGGCCCCCAGACAGACCUCCAUCCCCGUGUGGAAGAGGACCUGAAAAAGAAACAGGUGGCUGUAACUUGAUGAACAAUUUAACAGGAGAUUUGAGUUUAAAUGUAUCAAUAUUACUCCAUAUAUAUUUGUUGAUUUAUACACAAAAUGUGACAAAUACUCGCGCUAUAACUCCAAAAGACAUUACACAUGUAUCUUCUGGAUGGACUUUAAAUUGAACAUGACAAUGAGCUACUUGUGAUACAUUCUGUACAUACAAAGUUAAAUGUCUUAAAAAGAGAUUCUUAGAUUUCAGAAUGUAUUUAGAAACUUUAUCAUUACUAAAUAAAAUGUUUACAUUUACAAAGAUCCUCCUGUGUAUAGCUCCAUUCCAGGAGCCAUGCAGCUAUAAUCGAAAUAUAUAUGUUUUUUAAAUGUUGCUUUAUAUUUCAGAUGCAUACAAACAUACAUGAUCAGUGUCUUUAAAGGGAUUACAUCAGGAUCAAAGUAAACAAUGACACUGUAUUCACAUUUACCACAACUAACUACAAUGUGCAUGUUCACGUGAUUGGAAAGUAUGUAUGUUUAUAAAGUAUAUAUAUUUCUGUGAUUUUGUCCCCCCCCCAGUUUUUGGGUGCAUAAUUUACAUCUAAUUAAUAUUUUUCAGUUAAUUUUGUUAAUAUAUAUUCAAUUUAAUACUGGAAAAUCCUAACUGGAGAUGUGUUUUAUAUUUUUGAUAUAUAUAUAAAAAUAUAUAUACACAUAUAAAUAUAUAUUUUAAUAUAUAUAUAUACACACAUGUACAUAUACAGUAUGUCACAGGAUGGUCAAUCACAUCAUUUUCAUCUGAUUUAAUAAAUGGACAAUAAUUAAAAAACAAUGUUGAUUCCUAGUUGUCUUUCUGACCUUCUGAAUUGGCUCUG